GUCGUUACCACUGCACCUUGGCAGCAGAACAGAACAGAAACGCCGUUGCGUUUAAAGAAGGGGGGUCUUGUCUUAGCCUCUUCGCCCUCUUCGAUUCUAUCGUCCGUCGCGCUGAUCCGAUGGAUCGCACCUUCUUCCCCACUCCUCACUAAAAUCGUGUAUCUCCUCCGCAGCAGAUCGCUCCCCCUCUCUCUCUCUCUCUCUCUCGCCGAAAUCCGCCGUCUCUUUUCUUAUCCUCUCUCUCUCUCUCGUUGAAUCCGCCGUCUGCGGUGGUGCGGCGCGGGGAGGUGGUGGUCGGUCGGUCGCGUGCCAUGGCGGUCCCAGCGGCAGUCGUCGUCGUCCCCCUCAGCAUCCUCUUCUUCAUCUCCGGCCUCGUCGUCAAUCUCGUCCAGGCAGUGUGCUUUGUCCUUGUUAGGCCGCUGUCCAAGAAUACGUACAGAAGAAUAAACAGAGUGGUGGCCGAGCUGUUGUGGCUCGAGCUCAUAUGGCUAGUCGACUGGUGGGCGGGAGUUAAGAUCCAGGUAUUCACUGAUCGGGAAACCUUUCACUUAAUGGGCAAAGAACAUGCGCUUGUCAUAUCAAAUCACAGAAGUGAUAUUGAUUGGCUGGUUGGCUGGGUCUUGGCUCAGCGAUCAGGUUGCCUUGGCAGCACAUUAGCUGUGAUGAAGAAAUCAUCGAAGUUUCUUCCGGUACUAGGUUGGUCAAUGUGGUUUUCCGAGUAUCUUUUCCUGGAGAGGAGCUGGGCAAAGGAUGAAAGCACCUUAAAGUCAGGUCUGCUAAGGCUAAAGGAUUACCCUCUGCCCUUCUGGUUGGCUCUUUUUGUUGAAGGAACUCGCUUUACUCAGGCAAAGCUUUUGGCAGCUCAGGAGUAUGCAAAUUCAACAGGACUUCCUGUACCUCGAAACACAUUGAUUCCCCGUACCAAGGGUUUUGUUUCAGCAGUCAGUCACAUGCGUUCAUUUGUUCCAGCCAUUUAUGAUGUCACAGUGUCCAUUCCUAAAUCUUCCUCUGCACCUACAAUACUAAGACUUUUCAGGGGGCAGCCGUCGGUGAUCCAUGUGCAUCUCGAGAGGCAUUCGAUGAAGGAAUUGCCUGAAACAGACGAUGCAGUUGCACAGUGGUGCAGAGAUAGAUUUGUGGCUAAGGACGCAUUAUUGGACAAACAUAUAGCUGAGGACACAUUUAGUGACCGUGAGUUGCAGGAUACAGGCCGGCCAAUAAAGUCACUUCUGGUGGUCAUCUCUUGGACAUGUUUGGUUGGUGUUGGGGCUUGGCAGUUCCUUCGCCGGACCUCAUUCUUGUCAUCAUGGAAGGGAAUCGCAUUUUCCUUGAUCAGUCUGGCAAUUAUUACUGUUCUCAUGCACAUACUAGUCAAAUUCUCGCAGUCGGAGCGGUCCACACCUGCAAAGGUUGCACCAUCGAAGCCAAAGAUCGAUGGAGAGUCCUCCAACAGAGUAGAAAAGAAAGAGAAAUGAUGGACAGAUUCUCCUCUACUUUCAUUAGGUCGGGGGCUCUGUCAAUAGCCUUUGUUUAUUGCCGAUACGUGUAAUUUUGUUUCUUUGGGGUGUGUUAUUCAACCUUUUACCCCAUCUCUAUAGUCCUUACAUUUUGUAAAAUGCUUGCUUGUAUGGAUGCCGAUUUAUUGUUUACUCUGCUGUGUCUGGCCAAAAGUGGAAACCUGCAUACUGUCGUUUA
Molecule: messenger RNA, 1695 nt
Organism: Eucalyptus grandis
Lineage: Eukaryota; Viridiplantae; Streptophyta; Magnoliopsida; Myrtales; Myrtaceae
Product: 1-acyl-sn-glycerol-3-phosphate acyltransferase 2
Cellular component (GO): endomembrane system
Molecular function (GO): 1-acylglycerol-3-phosphate O-acyltransferase activity
Source: RefSeq, a predicted model, not a curated record